AUGUCUGGCACAACUCUCUCCAACUCUUUCCCGCGAUCCGAUAAUGCCACAGCGGUAAUCAUCCCAGGGCCUACGCCCCUCACGAUAUCCUAUGGGGAGCUCACUCGUCUCGUUUCGUCGUUCCAAUCCAGGCUCGCCCAGUUAGGGAUUACUCCUCAGUCCGCGGUCUCAAUUGCCCUCCCGAAUACCAUCGAAUUUAUUGUUUCGUUCCUCGCCUCUUCGUGGCAGCGCGCCAUAGCGGCCCCCCUCAACUCUGCGUACAAGCAGGAGGAGUUUGAGUUCUACAUCGAUGACCUGAAGUCCGCCCUGGCACUGGUGCCAAAGGGCGAGUUCGCAAAGGAUGGUCCGGCCGUGAGAGCGGCGAGAAAAUACCAGGCUGCGAUUGCUGAGUGCUAUUGGGAUGGGAACAAACGGGAGGUUGUGUUGGAUGUGAAGGACCAAGGGAAGCUGAAGGGCAAAGGCGGACGAAAUGUCGAGAAGGCACUGCCAGACGACGUCGCUUUGGUGUUGCACACCAGCGGGACGACAGGGCGACCAAAGGCUGUACCCUUGACACACAGGAAUUUGACAAGGACGAUGAAGAACAUUCAGGCAACAUACGAGCUGAGCCCUGCUGACCGAACCAUGCUCGUCAUGCCUCUUUUCCACGUCCACGGCCUGCUCGCCGGGUUCCUCGCCCCUCUUCUUUCCGGAGGAUCUGUCGUUGUCCCUGCCAAGUUCAGCGCAACUACCUUCUGGGAGGACUUCAUAACGCACAGAGCCAACUGGUACACUGCUGUGCCCACCAUUCACCAGAUCCUUCUCAGGAACCCACCUCCGUCCACCAAACCCAACAUUCGAUUCAUUCGCUCUUGCUCGUCGCCUCUCUCGCCAACAACCUUCCACCAGCUUGAGGAGCAGUACAACGCCCCUGUCCUCGAGGCCUAUGCCAUGACUGAGGCCGCUCAUCAAAUGACAUCCAGCCCUCUCCCACCUGGAAAGCGUCAACCUGGCAGCGUUGGUAUCGGCCAAGGUGUCGAGAUCAGAAUCCUCGACCAGGCGGGCAAAGAGGUUCCCCAGGGCGCCGAGGCCGAGAUCUGCAUCCGCGGCGAGAAUGUGACAAAGGGUUACCUGAACAACCCUGCUGCAAACGAGAGCAGUUUCACCAAAGACGGCUUUUUCCGCACCGGUGACCAAGGAAAGCUGGAUAAGGAUGGAUAUGUAUUUAUUACCGGUCGCAUUAAGGAGCUCAUUAACAAGGGUGGUGAGAAGAUCAGCCCUAUCGAGCUGGACAACGUGUUGGCUCGCCACCCGGCCGUGAGCGAAGCUGUCAGCUUUGCCAUCCCCGACGAGCUGUAUGGCCAGGACAUUGGCGUGGCGAUUGUUCUCAAGCCGGAACAGAAGCUCGGGGAGGAUGAACUUAGGGGGUGGGUCAGCGAGAAGCUGGCGAAGUUCAAGAUACCCAAGAAGGUGUAUUUUACGGAGGUCAUGCCGAAAACAGCUACUGGAAAAAUCCAGCGCAGAAUUGUGGCAGAGCAGAUGCUAAAGAGUGAGAAGCCGAAGUCGAAGCUAUAA
Messenger RNA from Pseudogymnoascus verrucosus, 1554 nucleotides. RefSeq lists its product as uncharacterized. The transcript has 3 exons. Gene Ontology annotation, molecular function: medium-chain fatty acid-CoA ligase activity. The coding region runs from base 1 to 1554 and encodes 517 amino acids. The record is from RefSeq and is a predicted model, not a curated record. Lineage: Eukaryota; Fungi; Ascomycota; Leotiomycetes; Thelebolales; Thelebolaceae. Gene Ontology annotation, biological process: fatty acid metabolic process.